AUGAGUACAUAAUAGAUCACUGAAAGGUAUCAUUCUAACAGCGAAACUAAGAAUUCUGCAGCAUACCACAAAUUCUUUUCUGAAGAAUAUAAAUAAUACUAAGAUGCUUACAACAUGAACAUGAUGAGAAACUCAACUCAGUUAUUCUAAAAUGAGAGAUUAAAAAUCAGAGAAGUGUCUUAAGGAAGACAUUCAUUUACUAGGACUCAAUAUAAUGAAGAUAUUAAGAGAAUUAAAAAUUUUCAGCUUUCUCAGAGAUACACACAAGAUAAAACAGUAAAAACAUCAGAGUUUGAGAAGGUUGUGGAAAAGCUAAAAGAUGAACUAUAGGAAUAGGAUUAUUAAAUAUUACAAAAAUACGACGUUUAAAACUAUAAGACAAAUAAGGAGCAAUCAGAGCAAAACUAAAUUGAAAUGAUGAAAGAUACAUCUAAGAUACUAUUUGAUAACCUAACAAAGUUUAUGAGUUAAAAAGGGAGAAGAUUAGACGCUAAUGUUAGUUCCUAUAUUAAUUAUAUUCUAGAAAAACUAAAACAGAAUAAUGAAAAGUUAUUGACAUUUAGUCAAACAUUUUUACAAAGAACAGAGAUUAGAUUAACCUAGCUAAGUGAAUAGAUCCAUGAGCAGAGUGAAUUAGUUAUUUAGCUGAAGACUGAGAAGACUAAAUAAGAUAUUCUUUCAAAACUAUAUGCAUAGGGUUACUAAUAAGAUGAUAGAGAGGAAUUCAUAAAGCAAGUAGAUGAUUUCCUUAAAUAGGACAAUGUUAUGGAAUAACUUUAAAAGCUUGCCUAUUCCAAAGAAAGAAUAAAAAAAUUUCAGUUUUCUGGUGUGACUUAAUCUCUGGAUGAGCUGUAUCAAUUAAUGCAGACCUUUUAAGAUCAAGCCAAAUAUUUUAGUGAAUCACAAGAAUAGAACAUCAAUACUCAUGCUUUCAAGUACUUUCAUUCAGACAUUACAACAAAGUUAAAAUCAGCUUAAUUAGAAACAGCCAAAAAAGUAGCAUAAAGAUUUGUUAAGAAUAUUCAAUACAAAGACUAGGAAAUUUAAUGCAAUUAAGAAGAGUAUCGACAAGUUAUUAUGGUGUAGAUUGAUGAUAUGAGUAAGAAAAUAAGCGAUUAAGAGGGAACUAUUAGGGUCUAGGAUUCUAUUAUUAAUUAGCUUCAUGAUGAAAAUAAUAAAGCAUAUAAUGAGAAAGUUUCACUUUUGACUUAGUUGAGAGAUUUAAAAGAAUAACUUUAAUCAUUAGAGUCUAAGGUUGUUCAAAAAAAUAGUGAAAAUGAUUACUAAAACUUUUAAAUAUUCUAAAAUGAAAAGAAAUUCUAAAAUAUGUACGCUGAGGUAGUUUAAAUGAAAUAGACAAUAGAAAAAUAAACCAAAUAAAUUUAGAUACAGGAAAAACAGAUAGAAUAUCUAAGGUAAAAUGAUCAUGAUUUUAGAUUUGAAUUAAAAUAGUCAAAAGCAGAUUAUCAAUAGAAAAUCAGAGAAUUAAGGAAAGCUGAAAAAAAAUUAAUGAAAGUUGGCAGACUUGAAGAAUUUCUUAAAGAAGUUGAAGAUUCUAAAUAGCAAAGUUUAAGUAAAAGUAUUACUUAAACUGCCGAGAUAAGUGGAAGAGGUUCAGCAGGAUUUGAUUAAAGGAGAUAAGAGAUACAUAGUAGAUUAAAGCAAGCUAAUCAUCGAGAAGUGUCUAUUAAUACUGAUUUAGUAGGUAAUGGAUUCAAUGAAUAUAUUUAAAUGUAAAAAGAAAAGGAAACAUAAGAGUUCAUAAAUAAUAAGAUUAAGUAAGCUAUUCAUCAGUAAAUGAAUAAAUCAAAGUAAAGUAAUCAAAGUAUUAAUUCAAUUGAGAGAUCAUCAAAUUUAAUGAGUAAGCGAUAAAGUGAUUUCAAUGUACAAGAUUCUCCAAAUUAAGAAGCUCAAUAAGAUAAAAAAGAUAUCAAAUCUUCAAGACUUCAGUCAGAACAGCCUAACCAUAAAAGAAGAGCGACAUUAAGAAGUUAAGAUAUUAUCAAUCUUGAACAGACCCAGAAACCUAAAAUUUAAUAGACUAAACCUAAAAUUGAAGUCAGCAAAAAUUAAUAAUCAAGGGAAACCCCAAUUAAAGCUUAAUUAAUCGAUAGAGGUCAAAAUAAAAUCAACAGCAACAGUAAAUUUAAGGAAGAUUCUAGAGCUUAAACUCCUAUUUCUGAUGCAAGUUAUAAUUAGGGUCGUAAUUUGAUAUAAAAAAGUGUUUAUGGUAAGAGAGAAGGAACUGAAAUGAUGUCAAAUGAGUAACUCAUAUCAGCUAACACUCUUGAAAGGAUUCCAGAAAUUCGUAAAGGUAAGAUUAAUGUCACAAAACUCUCAGUUACUAUGAUUGAUUGUGAUACGUAAACAGAUCUCUACGAGCUGUUUCAGUUUUUCAUUGAAUUCCUGCAGAAGAUAGAAUAAAUGAUUAGCUCAGGUUAUCUAAAUGAGAUUCUAUUGAAUAGUGGAGUUCUUGAUGAUGAUGAAUAAGCAACAUUUAGACUAUAAAUGUAAAAAAGUACAGAUAGACUACUUGAGCUUCAAAAAUACCUUGGUAAAAUAUCUUCGCUUACUAAUAAGGGAGGAGAUGUGUUUUUUAGAGGUAUAUGCAAGAUUUUCCAGGCUUAACCAUAGAUAUUUUAAUAAGAAUAGAUUGACAGAUUUGUAAAAGAUAAAGAGAUUACUACGGCCUCAUAAGCAAGUUUCAUCUAAGGGGGGAAUUCAAAUAAAAACAAUAUGCUUGUAAAAGUUAAAUAUAGUGUUGGUGGAGGUUAUAAUAAAAACAAGUUAUGA
Stylonychia lemnae is the source of this 2793-nucleotide messenger RNA. NCBI's taxonomy places the organism in Eukaryota, Ciliophora, Spirotrichea, Sporadotrichida, Oxytrichidae. The record is from the annotation of a GenBank genome assembly.